Messenger RNA from Vanessa tameamea, 1532 nucleotides. RefSeq names its product U6 small nuclear RNA (adenine-(43)-N(6))-methyltransferase. The transcript is spliced from 8 exons. The record is from RefSeq and is a predicted model, not a curated record. Gene Ontology annotation, cellular component: nucleus. The coding region runs from base 97 to 1521 and encodes 474 amino acids. Gene Ontology annotation, biological process: rRNA base methylation. Gene Ontology annotation, molecular function: 23S rRNA (adenine(1618)-N(6))-methyltransferase activity. Lineage: Eukaryota; Metazoa; Arthropoda; Insecta; Lepidoptera; Nymphalidae.
UUUUCAAAUUUCAAGUUCAAAUGCGAAUUCUAACAUAUUUUUUAUUAGAUUUCAUUAAGUGAAAUUAUUUUAAAUAAAAUUCUGAACAAUUAGAUAAUGGCUUUAAAUAAAUUUAUGCAUCCUCGUAACAUUUAUAAAACACCUCCUGAUUUUUCAAAUUUAGCCAAAAAGUACAAGGAGUUCUCUGAUGUUGCAAAAGUGGACAUUACUGGAAAAGUGAGCAUUGACUUCAAAGAUCCACAUGCAUUGAGGGUUUUAACCAAGUGUUUGUUAAAGUCUGACUUUAACCUUGACGUAAAUAUUCCUGAAGAUCGUCUGGUACCAACACUUCCUUUGAGACUCAAUUACAUUUUAUGGAUUGAAGAUUUAUUGAUUGCAAUAAAUAAAAAUAAUUCUGUAUCAGGCAUUGAUAUUGGAACUGGAGCAUGUGCUAUAUAUCCUUUAUUAGCUGUUGUGAAAAAUAAAUGGAACAUGCUUGGAACAGAAACAGAUGAAGCAAGUCUAAUGAAAGCAAAAGAUAAUAUUGAAAAGAAUAAGUUACAACAUCUUAUUAAAUUGAAAAAGAACAUGUCAACAUCAAUAUUUGAAUGUGUGUUUAUGGAUGACAAUGACCAAGUUUUUGAUUUUUGUAUGUGCAAUCCACCCUUCUAUACAAAUAUACAAGAGUUAUUGGAAUCUCGUAGCCCGGCCAGACCUGCACCGAAAAAUGGCUUUACUGGAUCUCCACAUGAACUUAUAACUGAAGGUGGCGAACUGCAAUUUUGUAGGAAAAUUAUUGCAGAAAGUAAGAUUUAUAAGGACAGAAUACUAAUAUUUACAACAAUGGUUGGUCACAAGUAUAAUUUGAAAGAGCUUAUAUUAGACUUGAAAGCAGAUAGCAUUGAGCACACAACAACUGAAUUUUGCCAAGGGCGUGUGACAAGAUGGGGCUUAGCUUGGACAUAUAAAGAUUAUCACUUUUCUAAUUUAGUUGUACCAAAGCAUAAAUCUCGCAAGAAGAAUGCACCGAUAGUUAUAACAUUACCAGACUUACCAGGUCCUGAGAAUGAUAUAAAUAAUUGUCUAGAAAAGAUAAAAGGAAUACUAUUAGAUUUAAAAAUUAUGUUUAAAGUUAUUAACAAAAGACGAAACGAAAUAACCCUAAGUAUUAUUGCAUAUAAUAAUACUUGGUCUAACCAACGGCGGAAAAGACGACUUUCAAAACAAUCAUCGGAAAUCCAAAGUAAACAACCUAAACAAGAUUUAGAAAUACAAGAACCGCAUGUAAAUGAAAAAUUAAAACAUAGAGAUAUUUCAAAUGAGGAACAAAUUUCUGCUUUGAGACAUACAGAAGUUGCAGAAGAAAUAAUUUCUAAACCGUCAUGUAUAAACAAAGAUAAACAAGAAAUUAUUGUUCAUGGUAUUAUGAAAUUCUUUAUGAAAGACAAUCGACCAAAUGUCGAAUUGGAAUAUUUGAAUGGAAAAGCUGGAAAAGAAGGAUUACAUCAAGUAAUACAGUAUAUAAAAAACAAUUGGAAAUAAAUGUUUAUAAA